Alternaria atra is the source of this 1212-nucleotide messenger RNA. RefSeq lists its product as uncharacterized. The record is from RefSeq and is a predicted model, not a curated record. The transcript is spliced from 3 exons. Bases 1 to 1212 code for a protein of 403 amino acids. Lineage: Eukaryota; Fungi; Ascomycota; Dothideomycetes; Pleosporales; Pleosporaceae.
AUGCGCACCACUCUCUUCGCUAUCUUGACGUUAACGAGCUUAAGCGGCGGUAUACCACUGCAAGACAACUUCGAGCGUCUCCCGGGCGUCUUUCCUCGCCAGACGAAUAUAACAUGUCCAGCAACGCCAAACCCAAUGCCAAAAGCGGCGGCCUAUCCAUCCAUCAAGACCAUGCCAGACCCCUUUCUGUACCUUGAUGGCAAAACUCGCGUUCAAAGCAAGGAUGAGUGGCUACAAUGCCGCCAACCCGAGAUUCUUAAGCUCCUCCAGGAAUACCAAUACGGUUACUAUCCGGAUCACGCGCAAGAGACUGUCUCAGCAACGCGGAGUGGCAAUACCUUGACUGUCACCGUCGUUAACGGCGGAAAGACUGCUAGUAUCGCAGCUUCGUUGAACUUACCAAGCGGAAGCGGGCCCUUUCCCGUGGUCAUAUCGAUUGGCGGCAUGGACACGAAGAGUUAUACUAAUGCUGGCAUUGCAGUAGUGACGUUCGAUUAUACCAAAGUUGCAGCAGAUAGCAACAGCAAGAGUGGUUCAUUUUGGACACUGUAUAACGGCAGGGACAUCGGGGUUCUGACUGCAUGGGCAUGGGGCUUCCACCGUGUCCUUGACGGCAUCGAACUCAAAGUUCCAGAGAUUGACGCCACCAAGUCGGGAGUUACGGGCUGUUCCCGUCUAGGCAAGGCUGCCUUGGCUGCUGGGCUGUUUGACAAACGUAUUGCUGUUACCAUGCCAAUGUGUUCUGGUGUCCAAGGUGCUGGACCUUACCGAUAUAGUUUAAGUGGACAAGGGGAGAACUUGGAAAACGCUAAGUCCGGAGCUGGAUGGUGGACUUCCUCUGGCAUCUCUCAAUUUGUUGGCAAAUCCUCCCAACUACCCUACGACGCCCACACCAUCGUCGCCGCCAUCGCUCCACGCGCAGUAAUCCUUUCUCAAAACGCCAACGAUCAGUUCACCGACUCUAAAGGAACAGCCCAAGUCACAUUCCCCGCGGCCAAGGUCGUGUACAACUGGUUAGGUGUAGGCGAGAAGCUGGGUAUGAGUAUACCAUCUGGUGGGCACUGCGAUAUGAGCGGGUAUGCAGAUAUCUUGCCUUUUGUACAAAAGGUACUACAAGGGAAGAGCACGACAAGGAACUAUGAUGAUCUGAAAACGUGGAAGGCUAUGCCGGAGGCUUACCCUUGGGGAAGUGACGUUCCGAAGCAAACGUGA